AUGAUGACACGCUUCCCCGUCGCGGGCCUUGUGCUGUGCGCCAACGUCAUAAUCCCGAUUGCAAUUCUCAUCUUUGCUCGUGGGUUCUUUCCAUACAAGCCGUUCAUCCCAGGACUGGCACAGUAUGAGAAGCUCGAGUUUGACGAGGUGCCGAGCGCGCCGUUUGACCGGCUCAUCUUCAUGGUCGUGGAUGCGCUGAGGAGCGAUUUUGUUUUUGCAGAAGAGUCCGGCUUCAAGUACACACAGAGCUUGAUAAGAACCGGAUCUGCGAUCCCAUUUACGGCGUACGCUAGGUCACCCACGGUCACUAUGCCUCGACUCAAGGCAAUCACCACCGGGUCGAUCCCUUCCUUUCUUGAUGCUAUUCUUAACGUUGAUGAAGGGGACACUACGUCUAGUCUGGCGGCGCAAGACACCUGGCUUGCCCAAAUGAAGGCCAAAGGCACUGGGAAUCUUGUUCUUUACGGAGACGACACCUGGCUGAAACUGUUUCCCGAGACCUUUGACCGCCACGAUGGGACUUCAAGCUUCUUCGUCGCUGACUUUACCGAGGUUGACCAUAACGUGACCCGAAAUGUCGCGGGUGAGCUCAAGAACGUGGACUGGAACACGAUGAUCCUACACUAUCUCGGCCUGGACCACAUUGGGCACAAAUCUGGACCCCGAAGCUCCAAUAUGUUCCCCAAGCAGCAGGAGAUGGAUGGCAUUGUCGAGACCUUUGCGGAGCUGGCUUCUGUUUCGACGUACGAAGACAUCAGUCCUCAAUGGAUUGACAAGAUUACCGAGGUAAGGGGCCUCAUGCGCCAGCGUUCCUACCAAUUCCCUUCGACCCCGGCAUCGUACAAGCUUGCGGCGGUUAACAUUGCGAUUUUCUUUAGGCAUACUACCCUUGAGAACUGCGCCCGAUUUUUGACGGCUAUGGCGGCUACGAGGCUGGUGCGAGGCUGGAACCAGACCGGCCAAAAAUUCGCGGGCGAGCCAGACAUAGUCAAGUCUUUCAUGACAACAUAUCCUAGGUUCCUUUGGCUUAUUGUCAUGAUAUCGUAUAUCUGGCUGCAAGGGCGGUUAAUGCGCCGUCUGAACCAGAUUGCGCCCAUCUGGGUUUCUGUCCCAUCCGUGGUCGCCCUGAUGUGGGCCGCAUUUAGCUUCAAGCUUGCGUUCACGAACGAAGACUCGCCCGAGUUGGUCGUCAGCCCCAUGUCGGACCUCCAUGCCAUCAUGCCUGGCCUUGCCCUCAUCACCCGCGCUCGUCUUGUCUUCGCCAGCGCUACGGCGAUCACAGCUUAUGCCCUGUUCAUCAACCUUCGGGGCGGUCGUGGGGCUAAACCUGGCUUUGAACUUCUUCACUAUCUCUAUACCGUCAUUGCCCUCACGCAGUCCCGUGUAACUAACAUUCCGCUUUUCCUCCUCCACGGCGUGCAAUUCCGCUUUCUCCAAUCCACGCCCCUCUCCGUCGCAGACAUUGCCGUCUCCUCGCUUCUCCUUCAGCACAUGUCCUACUUUGCCUUUGGUGGCACCAACGCCAUGUCCUCUGUAGACCUCUCGAGCGCCUAUAAUGGAGUGAGCGAUUUCAACGCCGUUGCCGUUGGCGUCCUCACCUUUGUGAGCAACUGGGCUGCUCCCAUUUACUGGAGCUUCGCAACAGCCCGGCUGCUUCUCCAGAAUGGAGACAAGUCUCGAGCCCCUCUCAAGAAGCGGGUAGGUGAGCUGCAAAAGAAGGGCGUAGACGAAGUAGAGGAUGAGGAUGAGACGAUUAGUCCGUUAACGAGAUACCUCGCUUUCCUCACUGCCUUCGUAUCCUGGAGCGUGCUUUUCGUCAUGGUCGCGUGCACAGUCCUGAGGACGCACUUGUUCAUAUGGACCGUGUUCUCGCCAAAAUACUUGUAUUGCAUCGCGUGGGGACUAGGCCAACAUCUCGGUGUCAAUGUCACUUUGGGAAGCCUGCUCUUCUGGCUUGGCACUCGCAGCCGAGGCCACUAA
Messenger RNA from Parascedosporium putredinis, 1980 nucleotides. The record is from the annotation of a GenBank genome assembly. Lineage: Eukaryota; Fungi; Ascomycota; Sordariomycetes; Microascales; Microascaceae.